AUGAACCGCAGAAACAGGCAUAAGGUUAGACCUGGGACAGUAGGGUUUUUUUCGCGCAAAGGGACGAAAACAGGCUCAAAAGCUACAGGCAGGCAGCGGUUAAGCUAUAUAGGCGUUGUGGCAGAAGAGAGAGUGGUUGAAAGAGGAUUGUUUAGCGAGGCAGCAAGGGGCGCUAGCUGCAUUUGGGGUUUUGGUGGAAUCGAACACCAUCCACCUCCAGCGGCUCUGCAAGCCAGAUUCUGUAAUAUACAUUAUGGUACUUGGCUGGCAUUGAGCGCUUGCCGGAUUUGGGUUUUUGAUGGAAUCGAACAGCACCCACCUCCAGCGCUAGGGUGGGUGGUAGUAGUGCGUGGAAACCGAGAUAGUCUACGAAAUAGUGAAUUAUCCCUCCGCAUUACGAUAGCAUAUGGGUUGAGCGUUGCUCAGGUAUUAUUAGGGAGAGAUGAUAGUAAGAUCUAUGAAAUGAUUAGCGUAGCCACAGUAGAAGAAGGAGGGGGAGGGAGAGGGGGUGGAAGGAAGAGGAGGGGGGGUUUCGGUAUAAGUACCGGUAUGUAUCGCUAA
This is a messenger RNA of Lindgomyces ingoldianus, 561 nucleotides long. RefSeq lists its product as uncharacterized. The record is from RefSeq and is a predicted model, not a curated record. Lineage: Eukaryota; Fungi; Ascomycota; Dothideomycetes; Pleosporales; Lindgomycetaceae. Bases 1 to 561 code for a protein of 186 amino acids. The transcript is spliced from 7 exons.